Messenger RNA from Paraglomus occultum, 648 nucleotides. NCBI's taxonomy places the organism in Eukaryota, Fungi, Glomeromycota, Glomeromycetes, Paraglomerales, Paraglomeraceae. The record is from the annotation of a GenBank genome assembly.
AUGCGUUUGACCACUGCGCCUGCUCCUCCGGUAUUUCCUAUCCGCAUUCAGUUCCUUACAAAGUCUGUAUAUGUAGCUAACGUGAAUACACACACUACUGGAGAGUUACUGUUGAAGAACUUCCAAGCUUGUGUAGGAGAGAGUUAUAGUCACUACAAGCUUACAUAUGAUGAUAAAGACAUCCGAUUUGCAGAUACUCUUGAAAAACUUGGAAUCAAGGAAGGAGACUUGCUCAAAACUAAAUAUGAUAGAGGCGAGAAUUCAACAGUUGCAAUUGUCCCAUCACAUGUCGAGUCAAUGCCGACUACAACAGUGUUCUCAACAGGCCCAAUUCUAAUCUAUGUGAAAUUGACAACUGGAAAAAUUAUAGAAAUGAAUGUGAGAUGGAGUGACACAAUUUACCAGCUUAAAAAAAUGAUUCAAGAUGAAGGAGUUACUCUUGAUCAAGUCGAUAUCAUAUUUGACGGCAAGCAACUACAUGACGGAUACACCUUGUCAUAUUACAAUAUUCAAAAAGAGUCCACGCUACAUUUACAACAUAAACAACCUAAACCUAGCAGAUUACCCAGCAUUCGCAUUCCAAAGAUUCCAAGAGGUUCAACAACAAUAUAUGUGAAAUUGAUGAGUGGACAAAUAUUAAACCUGGGA